Plasmopara halstedii is the source of this 246-nucleotide messenger RNA. RefSeq lists its product as uncharacterized. Bases 1 to 246 code for a protein of 81 amino acids. The transcript is spliced from 3 exons. The record is from RefSeq and is a predicted model, not a curated record. Lineage: Eukaryota; Oomycota; Peronosporomycetes; Peronosporales; Peronosporaceae.
AUGUUGGAAGUUAUUGUCCAUCUCAAGGGUGGCAAAAUAUGUUCAAUAGUCAAGAAUUUCUGUCACCGCAAAGGCGAUAGAGCCUUCUCAGGGGUUGCAAAAGGUUAUCGUUUUCAUGGUUACGAAAAACAACUUCGUGCCACGAAGGCCGGAUGGGAUACUGAAAGUGAAGCAUCUUCGAGCACGCCAAAUACGAAGGAAGGAUCAGGCUCCCGCACAAGUGCAGCCGUAGAAUUAGUCAGAUAA